Aaosphaeria arxii CBS 175.79 is the source of this 1419-nucleotide messenger RNA. RefSeq names its product MFS general substrate transporter. The coding region runs from base 1 to 1419 and encodes 472 amino acids. Gene Ontology annotation, cellular component: membrane. Gene Ontology annotation, molecular function: transmembrane transporter activity. The transcript is spliced from 2 exons. The record is from RefSeq and is a predicted model, not a curated record. Gene Ontology annotation, biological process: transmembrane transport. Lineage: Eukaryota; Fungi; Ascomycota; Dothideomycetes; Pleosporales.
AUGCCGGACAGCCUCCGAAAUCUCAGUCAGGAGGAGAUCCAGCAGCUGAACAAGAAGCUGGUUCGCAAGAUCGACAUGAUCAUCUUGCCCAUUAUCGGUAUCCUUUACAUCUUGAACUACAUCGACCGUCAGAACUUGGCUGCUGCGAAGUUGCAGGGCAUCAUGCACGAUCUGAACAUGACCACUCAGCAAUUCGCCACUGCCAUCUCGAUUCUCUUCGUUGGAUACUUGCCCUUCCAGAUUCCCUCCAACCUCAUCAUCUCAAGGAUCUCUCGUCCUGGAAUGUACAUUUGCUGCGCCGUCAUCAUCUGGGGAACCAUCUCAGCUUCCACUGCCGCCGUCAAGACAUACGGUCAGCUGCUGGCUGUGCGUGCCAUUCUCGGUGUCGCUGAGGCUGUCUUCUUCCCCGGUGCCAUCUACUACCUCAGUGCCUGGUACACCAAGGGCGAACUUGGCAAGCGUAUCGCCGCUCUCUACAUCGCGCAGCAGUUCGGUAAUGCCUUCGGUGGCUUGUUCGCAGCUGGCAUCUUCCAUUUGGAUGGGACGCACGGCAUCCGCGCAUGGCAAUGGCUCUUCAUCAUCGAGGGAUGCGCCACCGUCGGCAUUGGAAGUAUCUGCGCGUUCUUGAUGCCCGAGUUCCCUCAUAACUCCAAGAUCCUCACCCCCGUCCAGCGUGAGCUCGCCGUGUGGCGCAUCGAGUCCGAGGCUGGUGCGGCAGAGGGAACUGAGAACGAGGGCACCUGGAAGGGAUUCUCCAAGGCUCUGUCCGACCCCAAGCUCUUGAUUCUGAUCUUCUGCAACUUGCUCUCCCAGGCGCAGGGUUCUAUCGCCAACUACUUCCCCACGCUCGUUGCCUCCCUCGGAUACAGCGGAACCACCAGUCUUCUCCUCACCGCACCCCCUUACGUCCUUGCCGGUAUGGUCUACUGGGUUCUCAUGUGGUACUCUGACCGCAAGAACACCGCCUACCCGAUCAUCAUUGGCUGCAUCGCCACGGCAUGCGGCAUGUACAUCAUCCCCAUGGCGACUCUCAACGUCGGAGCCCGCUACUUCUCCAUGAUGAUCCUCCCCUUCGCAUCCGUCGGACCCCAGCUCGUACUCUACAAGACCAUCAACUUGCAUCUCGCCCGUCCCGUUUCGAAGCGCGCGGCCGCCUCCGCCCUCGUCAACGCCAUCGGUGGCACCUCGAACAUCUGGGCUUCGUACCUGUACUUCGCUCCCCCUCAGUUCUACGCCGCGUUCGGAACGCUCAUGGGCUGUGCCGUCCUCUUCGCCCUCACCAUCACCUUCUACAAGUGGCUCGUCAACCGCGAGAACAGGCGUCUUGCUUCGGGCGACCCUGACCAGAUCGCAAAGGUCGUCAAGGGUGGCGUCACGGAGGAGAUGGUGUCUCUCGGCUGGAGGUACGAGAUGUACUAG